GCGACUUGUUGACAUUGCACUCGUGACGUCACCGUCGUGGGUUCCUGUAAAGAAGCAAGAUGGCACCUGGAACAGAACGUGGGUUAAAGAAUAUUCUUUGGCAGAAAAUAAAGGAGACUGUUAUCGAUGACCACAAAAAGCCAGGAGAGUGGAGGAUAUUAAUUUUGGAUCACUUCACCACCAAAGUGCUAUCUUCAUGCUGCAAAAUGUCAGAUCUAAUGUCCGAAGGGAUAACUAUUGUGGAAGACCUGUAUAAAAACCGUGAACCCGUUCCAGACAUGAAGGCUGUUUAUUUCAUUUCUCCAUCUGAAAAGGGUGUGGAUUCACUUGUUAAUGACUUCAAGAGCACAUACAAGUACAAAGCAGCAUAUAUCUAUUUUACUGACUAUUGCCCAGACAGUCUUUUUAACACACUGAAGACAAAUUGUGCGAAGGCAAUACGAGUUUGUAAAGAGCUAAACAUUUCCUUUCUGCCAUAUGAAUCUCAAGUGUUCACUCUUGAUAAUCCAGAUGCCUUCCACAGUAUUUACAGCACUCACAGGACUGAUAAAGAUGCUACGCUUCAGAAGAUGGCAGAACAGAUAGUGACGCUGUGUGCAACUUUGGAUGAAAACCCUGGAGUUAGAUAUAAAAAGGAACCCUUAGAUAAUGCCAAGAAACUGGCUGAGUUGGUAGAGAAUAAACUCGGAGAACAUUAUGAAUUGGAUGAAAAAUGCAAGGGAAAGAGCAAAACACAGGCACAACUUUUAAUAGUUGAUCGAGGGUUUGAUCCAGUUUCUCCUAUCCUACAUGAACUGACGUACCAGGCAAUGGUUUAUGAUCUGAUUUCAAUUGAAAAUGAUACAUAUAAGUAUCAGUCAAAAGAUGGUGCCGGUGCUAAGGAAAAACAGUCUAUACUUAAUGAAGAGGAUGAUCUUUGGACAAAACUUCGACACAUGCACAUUGCAGAAGUUUCAGAGAAAAUCCCAAAACUUGUAAAGGAAAUUUCUGCAAACAAGAAAAUAAAUGACAACAAGAUUACAAUGAGCGGUUUGUCUCAGCUAAUGAAGAAGAUGCCUGCUUUCCGCAAACAAAUUUCAAAGCAAACAGUCCACCUUAAUUUAGCUGAAGAAUGCAUGAACCAUUUUCAGACAAAUGUGGAAAAACUUUGCAAGGUGGAACAGGACCUAGCUCUUGGAGCUGAUACAGAAGGGCAGAAAGUUAAGGACCCUAUGCGAACACUACUUCCAGUUUUGCUACAAAAGCACUCCACUUACGACAAGAUAAGAGCUGUUCUGCUGUACAUAUUCAGCUUAAAUGGAACGACUGAGGAGAAUCUAAGAAAGAUCAUUCAACAAAUUGACAAUGAAAGUAAUAUUAUUUUAAACUGGGACUUACUCGGAGUCCCCAUUCAUUCUUCAUCUUCUCAGCAACGUAAGACGACGAGGAAAGAUCGCUCCCACGAGGAAACUUACCAGCUUUCCCGAUGGACACCUGUUAUUAAGGAUGUCAUAGAGGAUGCUAUAGAGAACAAGUUAGACACCAGAGAAUGGCCCCAUAAUUCUGAAUGCUCUGCAGCUUGGAAUGGGUCUGGUGCUGUAAGUGCUCGUCAGAAACACAAGGGCAGCAGUCAAGAUGACCGACGGAGUGGUUCAAGACUCAUAGUAUUUAUAAUUGGAGGUGUUAGCUUCUCUGAGAUGCGCUGUGCCUAUGAAGUGACUCAAGCAGUCAAGUCCUGUGAAGUAAUUAUUGGAUCCACGCACAUUUUGACGCCCAGAAGUCUUCUAGAUGAUAUGCAGGAUCUCAGCAAAACUAAAGGGCCCAUGGAAACUUUCACUAUUAUCGAGGAAAAAGCAGCCUGAUGUUUCAAAUAGUGGUGUAGUAAAGGUAAUUUUGAACGAAAGACUCCAGGGAAGGAUGUUGUGUCCCUGAUCAUCUUAUUUUUUGUAAAGUAAAUCAUUUUAAAUGGGUUGACAUAAGGGCUUUUUACCCUACCAGGUCAUUCGUUCCACAGUUAAAUGGUUCUUGUUGGAAGUGAUUGUCAGGAACAAGCACACCAUCGUGUGUAAGGUUUAUGUGUAGUUUGUGUAUAUCUUCAAAUACUAUCUGUUUCUCUGUGUUAGCCUUCAUUAAUUUAGCAACUGAUGAGCAAUUUUGUUCACAUUGUCAUCAUAUUUUAAUACGGAUUGAUGCUACAGCCGGACGCUAAAUAAUUGAAUAGUUUAUUAAUGGAGUCCUGAAUUAAGAGAUUUGUGUUUCAGUGUUUCUAUGAUGCUUUGGAUUUCACUUACCAACUCAGACAUUUUACUUUUAACCCAAACCCUAUGCAGAAUGUAACUUUUUAAAAAAUAUUUUCAAAGUGACUUAAACAACAUACCUGUAGAUAUAUCAUGUAACAUGUAUGUACUAUAGUAUUAAACUGGAAAUUAUGUUAAAUAAAGUAGCUAUCACACAUGCAUAUAUUAAGUAUUAA
Molecule: messenger RNA, 2452 nt
Organism: Polyodon spathula (Mississippi paddlefish)
Lineage: Eukaryota; Metazoa; Chordata; Actinopteri; Acipenseriformes; Polyodontidae
Gene: stxbp3
Product: syntaxin binding protein 3
Exons: 19
Coding region: 60-1841 (593 amino acids)
Biological process (GO): intracellular protein transport; neurotransmitter secretion; vesicle-mediated transport
Cellular component (GO): plasma membrane; secretory granule
Molecular function (GO): syntaxin binding
Source: RefSeq, a predicted model, not a curated record